Cantharellus anzutake is the source of this 878-nucleotide messenger RNA. RefSeq lists its product as uncharacterized. The record is from RefSeq and is a predicted model, not a curated record. The coding region runs from base 102 to 806 and encodes 234 amino acids. The transcript has 3 exons. Lineage: Eukaryota; Fungi; Basidiomycota; Agaricomycetes; Cantharellales; Hydnaceae.
UGCCGAGCAAUUCUAAGUUGUGGAGCUGAGAGGUUACCUUCAUCACUGGGGAAACACUUUUAUCGCCGUAUACUCAAGCAUUAAAGUGGUUGGCUUUGACAAUGCCUGAUGUUUUUAUCCGCAAUGAUACUCCUCAUACCUUAAAUAUUGCCCUAUCCCAAAUCGCACCGCUGCAUUUCGAGAAUGCAGUUGCUCCAGGGGAGACCUUCAAAACGCAUACUGGCUCGGUCUGGUUUACUGUCGAAUGGCGGAUCGAUAACGUCGCCAAUUCAGUUCAAAGUUCCAAGAAAGCAAUCAAGAAUUCAAAUCGAUACUCUGCUUCGAAGAGUGCGAAGACGAUUGCAGUGGUUAGUGCUGCUGGCUUGAGUUUGGUCGCGCUUGCUGGGCCGCUUGCUUUGAGCGCAGCGGCUGCAGCCGGGAGCGCCACAGCGGCAGCUCUCCUCCAAAGCAGCGCCGUUCUUGCCGCAGCUGGAAGUGCAGAGGCGAUAGCAUUUAGUACUUAUGCUGCCACCACGUUAACAACCUCCGCACUACACGAAAUUCAUCGUUCCACGGGAACGCCGUCUAAAGAGACGUCCGAAGAGUUGCAGAAAAAAAUGGAUUCACUCUCAACAGUGAUUGCAGCCUCAUCGCUGACCGGUGCAGCGAAGUCUGCAGCUAAGGGUUCAGUCCGUAAGGCCCUUAUUUCGGCAGGAACAACACUAGUCGGCAAGAUAGGAGCACGAACACAAAAAGAUAAGACCAAAGAUUACGAUCAAAGAGCAGCCGAUGCUGGACUCGGACCGCCGGGGAAAACGUUCAGAUGAUACAGUGGAAGCCCACCCGGAGGAGCUGAAGACCAUGACAAUUGAGGAGCAAGAUGAAGAGACGAAAGAUGU